UCUCUUUUCCCCUCCUUUGCCAAUGGGACCGGGACAGUGGGGACUAUUCCUCAUAAAUGUAACAGCACCAAGCACAGGAUCAUCUCACCGAAAGUGGACAACCGACUGAGCAGCUACUCGGCAUUAACGGAAGUGCAGAAUCUCUCGGCGAUGGAUAACAAAGUGGAGCAGGAGGAGAGUAAGGCCGACACUCAGGACCUGGAGGCUGUGAAGUUAUCCAAAACCGUGCUGCAGGUCAACGGCACCAAUGAGGUGGCACUGUCCAAGUCGCUGGGGCAGGGGGAGUGUAUCCUGGACCCUCCAGCCUCUCGGACCAAUGGCUACUGUCAGAGGGAGCUGAGCUCGGUCAGCGUAGCCAGCAGUGUACCGAACCUCACCGUUGCCACGGUAACUUGUAGCAUCCCGCAGAACGCCGUCAUCUUAAUGACUGGGGUGGGUGAUAAGCCUGUGCCCCUCACUCCCAGUCAGCAACUCGUGGCUACCAGCUCCAGUAGCCCCGGCCUACCACUGAGUAGCCACAGCCUGAGCCUCGCUCCAGUCGCUGGCAGCAUUGGUUUGUCGUUAGUGCCGAGUACAGCGGCCAGUCUCGUCCUGUCCCGGACUGUUGAGGGCAGAAUGGACACAUCAGAGACUCUCAGCUCCUCCAGCAACACUGCCUUCAACCCAGACUCGUUUCUGAAUAGCCCCAAACAGGGGCAGACGUACGGUGGAGGGCGUGGUGGCCAGGAGGUCAACACCAAUCCCAGCUCCUCCUUUGGCACUGCCCCAGCCGGCAGUAUUCCUGAAUCCCGAUUUCCCAGCAAUGACCUGAAGGAGGAGCCGGAUUUCCAGAGGGACAGUCUGGAGGGUGUCACAGUGGGGGGACUGGAUUUCACAACAACCCCCUCCUCCUCCUCCUCUGACAUCUCGGUCUUCCCUCAGAAUCCUGGUCUGGUUCCGGUCACUCGGACAUUCCCGGUGAUCACCGAUACUAACCUGGUCACCUCCAGCCCUGGCCCACCAGCUGUGACGGAGAAUAUGGACUGCAGUAACGUGGACUCCCGUAAAAACUACAGCGGCAUCUUCUGUAGCCCCCACCCCCCGGACAGCAGCUCCCUUCCCCCGCCCCAAAACCCCUUCUUCGUCCCAAAGGAGCCAGGGCUUGGGGGUGUCCCGGUGCUGUCUCCCACCGUCUCCAAGGGUCCGAAGGUAGAAUCAGCUUCCCUAUUCCCACAGGAAGGCGGUGACAGUGGGAAGGAGGACCUGCCAAUGACGGACAUCGCCGAGCCUGAGGUCUCCAUGGAUACGACAUCGCAGACGAGUACCGAGAUGGCGCGGAUGGAGAGGGGGGUGGGCACAGAGCAGUCGGUAAAGCCGGAGGCUCAGUUUGGUGUUGGCAUGACGACAGAGGACGGAGCUGCAGCCCCCCUGGAGUUACAGUGUGGUCCCGUCACUGACCUGUACACCAUCAUCCAGAAUGACCUCUCCUCUUCCUCAGUGUCCUCAUCCAACAUCGACCUUAACAUGGACCACUUCGAGAUCUCCUUCGACAGCCAAUUCCCUGACCUGAUGGCUGAUAUCAUGGCGGACGGAGGCAGCAAUAGCAGCAGCGUGGGGCCCAGUGCAGGCUUCGCACGGUACACCGCUAACCCAGCCCCCGUCCCUCCCACUGACCACCCAGCCCACACUGUCUCUGCCCAGUUUCCAGACCAGUCUCUUCAGAUCAGCUCCUUCCCUCAGCAGCAGCUAAUACUGGCCACUGGCACAGACGUGCCAUUUCCAGAGGUGCCCAGAACUCCAGUGCAUCCAACACAAACUUCAGCCAGUGGCCCAGCCGAGAGCAGGCAACCUGUAGCUAUCACUGACUUCUCACCUGAGUGGUCCUACCCUGAGGGUGGUGUGAAAGUCCUUAUCACAGGGUCAUGGAGCGAUGGCAGUGAGCAGUACUCCUGUGUGUUUGACCAGAUCACAGUCCCAGCUUCACUCAUUCAGUCCGGUGUCCUGCGUUGUUACUGUCCAGCUCAUGAAGCAGGCCUGGUCAGGCUGCAUGUGGCUUGUGAGAACCAGCUCAUUUCCAACUCCGUGCUGUUUGAAUACAGAGCCCGGAAUUCCAUGGCACUGCCCAGUUCACAGAUCGACUGGCUCUCAUUGGAUGCUGCUGAGGUUUCACUGGGAUCAGCCAACACUCACUCGGAAAGGUUACAGGGAGGCAGCUGGCUACCUGACAACUUCCAGUCGACUUCCUCAUGAAGGAGCGCACACAGCCUUCCCUGCUCUCGUUCUACAUUCCGUACAACUCAGGGAGGCAGCAGACGCUCAGGCAGCUCCUGGAGGUUGAAUGUCGUCUGGGCCUGGAUCAGUUUGGAGUUGCCUUGCUCGGUCAAUAAACCAGGACCUGCCUGUCACACUGCAGAGUACUGUCCCCAUCUGGUGGCCACGCACACACAUUACAGCAUGAAAAUAAAUCUGGGCUCGACAUUGAAAAGAAGCCAUUGGGUUCACUGCAACAGUCCUAGCUCCUCUUCAUUCCCAAAAGGGAGGAAGGGCAGAGAACGCUGGAUAUGUAAUUCUGCUUGUGCACUGACUUUGCCGGUCGUUUAACAGGGGUAGAAUAGUUCAUCAGAGACGCACAAAACAGGCUGUGCAAGCUUGACAAAAAUACAAACUUUGGUUUCUCCAUGUGCAGGCCUCAGAGUGCGAGGCUGGUCACUCACUAACCCCUCACUCUCACAUUCACACGGUUAGGCUGACACAGCGGUCAUAACUUCGCAAGGUGGAGAUGCAGAAGGAGACCAUUCGGCCCAUCGGGCCUGUUCCGCUAUUUAACAUGAUUAUGGCUGACCACGUACCUCAGACCUCAGUUCCUACUUUCUCC
Chiloscyllium plagiosum (whitespotted bambooshark) is the source of this 2854-nucleotide messenger RNA. Lineage: Eukaryota; Metazoa; Chordata; Chondrichthyes; Orectolobiformes; Hemiscylliidae. The record is from RefSeq and is a predicted model, not a curated record.